GGACGCCAUUUUCCCAGAGAGAGGCAGUGACAUAGGAGGGAGCGUAGGAGGCUGAAAGGAGGGAGACACGGGAGCAGCGGCGGCAGUGGGGUUUGUACAUAGGUCCCAAGGCAAAGGCGCUUCCGAGCUGGUCCCUGUAGGGUUCUGCGCGCUGAGCUAGGUUUGGGGGGAGGGGGGGGGUCUCCUCUUUCCUUUCCCUUUUCUUCUGCAAGAGCCUGCUGAGGGUUGAGUCCUGUCUAGGGUAGGGAUAGCCGCAGUGGGGGUAUUGCAUUGUUUUGGUUGGGAUAGAGAAAGGGCUCAGCUGAGGGGUCCUGCUGCCUGGCCUGUGACCAUUACAGUCCCAUAUUUUGUCUAACUUCCACUGAGAGAAGAAAAGGAGUGAAGAGAGAGAAGAGAUUGCAAACUCAAGACCACUAUAUGAAGUUUGUCUGUCAUUCCAAACAUGACUGAGGUCUUUGUUGAAUCUCAUGUAUAUGUUGUAUCAGGAUGUUCAGAAGUGAGCCACCAAUGUAGCAUACAACCACGUGUGUUGUACCUUUCCUAGUACAAGUACUGUUUGGUUUCUUCUGGCUUGAAAAAUAUGCUUUAUGAUUAAUAAAGGGUUUGUGGAUGCACUUAGAUGUUUGCAAUGAGCACUGUGGCUGGCAUGCCCCAGUGUUUUGGAUACCAAUGCAUAGGACUCCGUAGUAAUCGAAUUUAUCAGAAACGAACGUCAUGAGCAUAGUGAUCCCAUUGGGGGUUGACACAGCAGAUACUUCUUAUUUGGAAAUGGCUGCAGGCUCAGAACCAGAAUCUGUAGAAGCUAGCCCUGUGGUAGUUGAAAAAUCGAACAGUUACCCGCACCAGUUGUAUACCAGCAGCUCACAUUCACACAGUUACAUUGGUUUGCCAUAUGCAGACCAUAACUAUGGUGCUCGGCCUCCUCCAACGCCUCCAGCUUCUCCUCCUCCAUCAGUGCUUAUAAGCAAGAAUGAAGUAGGCAUAUUUACCACUCCCAACUUUGAUGAAACCUCCAGUGCUACUACCAUCAGUACAUCAGAGGAUGGAAGCUAUGGAACUGAUAUCACCAGAUGCAUUUGUGGCUUUACACAUGAUGAUGGAUAUAUGAUCUGUUGUGACAAAUGCAGUGUCUGGCAGCACAUUGACUGCAUGGGGAUCGACAGACAGCAUAUUCCUGACAUAUAUCUGUGUGAACGUUGUCAGCCAAGGAGUUUAGAUAAAGAAAGGGCAGUGCUGUUGCAACGAAGGAAAAGGGAAAAUAUGUCAGAUGGGGAUACCAGUGCAACAGAGAGUGGUGAUGAGGUUCCUGUGGAACUGUAUACUGCUUUUCAGCACACACCAACUACAAUUACUUUAACUGCUACAAGAGUUACAAAAGUCAACGAUAAGAAAAGGAAAAAAAGUGGAGAGAAAGAACAGAAUAUAGCAAAAUGUAAAAAAGCAUUUCGGGAAGGAUCCAGGAAAUCUUCGCGAGUAAAGGGCUCAGCUCCAGAGAUUGAUCCUACUGACAGUUCAAACUUCGGGUGGGAAACUAAAAUCAAGGCAUGGAUGGAUCGUUAUGAAGAAGCAAAUAAUAACCAGUACAGUGAAGGUGUCCAGAGGGAGGCACAAAAAAUAGCUCUGAGAUUAGGCAAUGGAAAUGACAAAAAAGAAGUCAGCACCAGCAAUCUGAUUUUCAAACCUCCAGUAGAGAGUUCCGUGCAAAAAAACAAGAAAAUUUUAAAAGCUGCCAAAGACUUGCCUCCUGAUGCACUCAUUAUUGAAUACAGAGGAAAGUUCAUGCUGAGAGAACAAUUUGAAGCUAAUGGAUAUUUCUUUAAAAGGCCAUACCCAUUUGUUUUAUUUUAUUCCAAAUUCCAUGGGCUAGAAAUGUGUGUUGAUGCAAGGACUUUUGGGAAUGAAGCUCGGUUCAUCAGGCGUUCGUGUACGCCAAAUGCAGAGGUGAGGCAUGUAAUUGAAGAUGGAACAGUUCAUCUUUAUAUUUACUCCAUCCAUAACAUUCCGAAGGGAGCAGAGAUUACUAUCGCGUUUGAUUUUGAUUAUGGAAAUUGUAAAUACAAAGUGGAUUGUGCUUGCCUCAAAGAAAACCCUGAAUGUCCAGUUCUCAGACGUUCUGAGCCUACAGAGAACAUCAAUACUGGAUAUGAAACCAGAAGGAAAAAGGGAAAGAAGGAGAAAGAUGUUUCAAGAGAAAAGGAGACUCAAAAUCAGAACAUCACAUUGGACUGUGAAGGAGCAGCUACCAAAAUGAAAGUCACAGAUAAUAAACAGAGGAAGCUCUCUCCACUCAGACUGUCCAUUUCUAAUAAUCAGGAGCCAGAUUUUAUUGACGAUAUAGAAGAAAAAACUCCUAUUAGCAAUGAAGUAGAAAUGGAAUCAGAGGAGCAGAUUGCAGAAAGGAAAAGGAAGAUGACAAGAGAAGAACGGAAAAUGGAAGCCAUCCUGCAAGCUUUUGCCAGACUAGAAAAAAGAGAAAAAAGAAGAGAACAGGCAUUGGAAAGAAUCAGCAUAGCAAAAACUGAGGUUAAAUCAGAAUGCAAGGAAGCACAGAUUCUCAAUGACACUGAAUUCAUUCAGGAACCAGCAAAAGAAGAAACUGCCACCAAGCCUACCCCAGCCAAAGUUAAUAGAGCUAAACAGAGAAAAAGCUUCUCACGGAGUAGAACUCACAUUGGACAACAACGUAGACGACACAGAACUGUCAGCAUGUGUUCAGAUAUCCAGCCGUCUUCUCCUGAUGUGGAAGUAACUUCACAACCUAAUGAAACUGAGAAUGCUGCUCUGGUAGCUGAGCCUGAAACAGAAACAGUUGUUACAGAAAUGGUUACUGAAACGGAAGCUCCAGCACUUAAUAAAUGCCCUACUAAGUAUCCUAAAACAAAGAAGCACUUGGUCAGUGAAUGGUUAAGUGAAAAGAGUGAUAAAACAGGGAAGCCUGCAGACAGCCUCUCAGAAAGGCCUCUACGCAUAACUACUGACCCUGAAGUUCUUGCUACUCAACUCAAUUCUUUACCAGGUCUCACUUACAGUCCACAUGUAUACUCAACUCCAAAGCACUAUAUUCGUUUUACUUCACCAUUCCUAUCAGAGAAGAGGAGGAAAAAAGAACCUGUGGAAAACAUUACUGGCUCUUGUAAGAAGCGUUGGUUGAAGCAGGCCUUGGAAGAAGAAAACUCCACACUGCUUGAUAGGUUUAAUUCACCGUCACAGGAGAGAUCUAGAAGUCCAGCCAUCAAUGGGGAAAGUAAAAGUCCGUUGUUACUGAACGACAGCUGUUCCUUAACAGAUCUAACCACGCCACUGAAGAAACGAAGACUGUAUCAGCUGUUGGAGUCUGCGUUCUCAGAAACCUCCACACCUACUCCUUCUCCAUACGCCACACCAACUCACGCUGACAUCACAGCUUCCGAGCCGUCGUUGUUUGCUACCCCUCCUAGGGUAAAAACAGAGGAUGAAGCUUGUAGAAAUGGUUACAAACCCAUUUAUUCACCAGUUACUCCUGUAACUCCAUGUAUCCACGGAAAUACCAUGCACUUUGAGAAUAUUUCCUCACCUGACAGUUCACCAGAAAUAAAAAGGCGAGCAGCAUACAAUCAAGAGGGAUAUGACCGAGCUUCAAUUCUAGCACUGAAUUCUUUCAGAAAUUCCAACCUGACAGAAAUGGGCCUGCAAGAAAUAAAGACUAUUGGAUAUUCCAGUCCAAGGAAUAGGACUGAUGUUACACGGCAGUGCACUGGAGAAAUGGAAUCUGUGUCAGACCUCCAGUUGGGACUCGAAGUAAUUGAGCAAAGUGCACUGCAUAAAAACCUGGAAGCCCCUCCACAUGAUAGGACUGAGUCAAACAGCCAAUUAGAAACUGCUCAUUGUGGACGGGGCACAAUUUAUUCUUCCUGGGUAAAAAGUCCCGACAGGACAGGUGUAAAUUUCUCAAUGAAUUCUAAUUUGAGGGACUUGACCCCUUCCCAUCAGUUGGAGGUAGGAGGUGGAUUCCGAAUAAGCGAGUCAAAGUGCCUGAUCCAAGACGAUGCUAGAGGCAUGUUCAUGGAAGCAUCUGUUUUUUGUACUUCAGAAGAUGGAAUUGCAGCUGGCUUCGGAAGGACUGUCAAUAAUGACAACUUGAUGGAUGGAAAUUGCACACCCCAGAAUCCUCCACAAAAGAAAAAGGUAUCCUUACUAGAAUACCGUAAGAGACAACGAGAAGCUAGAAAGAGUGGCUCAAAGACAGAAAACUUCCCCCUGGUUACCGUAUCUCCUCAAGCUGCUGGUGGAGGAAACCUGAGUAGUAGCAACGGUGCUAACGAUGGGUAUAACAACAGUGGUGAAAACGGGGAGCAAACCGACACCGCAGCCGGCCUGCCUUUGCCGCUGCCAACUACUGUUUAUAAUGCAGCUCCAGAAGAUGUUGGCAACAACUGUGCAACUAAGGAAUCUUCUUCCAGCGAGAAGAACGAACCAGAAGUUCAGUGGACCGCAUCCACCUCCGUGGAGCAAGUGCGGGAGCGGAGCUACCAGCGGGCGCUGCUCCUCAGCGACCACAGGAAGGACAAGGACAGCGGGGGAGAGUCACCUUGUAGCCCCUGCUCACCGUCUCAUGUUCAGUCUCCACCUUCAUCUCAUUCAAAUCCCAUUUCCCCGUUGCAGCUUAAGGCCCCUUUCACUGAAUGUGAGGAAGAACCUGACCCUGAAAAUCCAGAGCCCCCUUCUGAAUGUCCGUCCCCAGAUACUUCACAAAGGACUUGCAGGAGUCCAUCAAAAGCAAGCAAGCCCUCUUCACCCAGUCCUGUAGUUUCAACGCAGUCGCUUGGGAAAACGCCCUCGAAGCCGGAUUCGCACUGGGAACCCCCCGAAGCUCCCGCCCCCGAGGCCGAGUGCACCAGUCACCCCAAACCCGAGCUGCCGCAAAAACAGCUGACAAACAACGUCCAAGCACUUUCAAAAAACCACCCCUCUCAGUCGCAUCUGCGCAGUUCUGCCGAGCAACUCCCACAUUCACAGAAGUUGCCUUCUGCACCUUUGAAGCUGCAUUGUCCCCCCUCGCCUCACGUGGAAAAUCCUCCGAAGCCCUCCACGCCCCACGCGCCCGUGCAGCAUGGUUAUCUCUCACCAAAGCCUCCCUCGCAGCCGCUGGGAUCUCCGUACAGACCUCAUCACCCGCAGUCACCUCAAGUCGGGACGCCCCAGCGGGAGCCGCACCGUGGCUUCUACCCGUCUGCGCCGCUGCAGCCCGGCACUCAGCCGCCGGCCGGCGCCGCGCUCUUCGCCCAGACGCCCUCCGGGCCGGGCUCGGCCGCCUACAGCCAGUUCAACCAACAGCCCCUGAGCAGCGCCGCGCCGCCCCCGCCGCCGCCCCCGCCCCCCUCUUCGACUUACUAUCAAAGCCAGCAGCCCUCGGGGAGCUUCCCCAGCUACAGCCAGCUGAAGGGCAGCAUGCCCCCGCAGACGGUGUUCUCCUCCGGACCAAACCAAGCACUUCCCAGCGCCGCGGGACAGCAGCCGGUGCAGGGGCACCACGGCCCCGCGGGCCACUUCCUGCCCUCUCAGACGCCCGGGAUCCAUCACCAGGCUUCGGCCUCGGCCGCGCCGCCGCCGCCCCCACCGCCCCCCGCCCCGGGCGCCCACCUCGUCCAGCAGCAAAGCCCACAUCAGCAGCAGCACUCUGUAGCACACGUCGUCGGGCCGGUGCACGCCGUGGCCGUGGCUCCCGGGUCGCACAUGCACUCUCAGGCCGCGGGGCACCACCUGCCGCCGCCGCCGCCGGGCCCGCUGCCGCACCACCAGCCCCCGCACCCGUCCCCCGGACACCAGGGUUUGACAGCACAACACCAGCACGUGGUGAACGCGGCGCCGCCGCCGCCGCCGCCGCCCCCCCCCGCCGGCGUCCUGGGCUCGGGGCACCACGCGCCCGCGGCGCAGGGGCUGCACCACCCCUCGCACCAGGGUCCCCCCCACUUCCCCUCCACCGCCCACACGAGCGUCUCCUCCUACUCGGCGGCGGCCCCGCACCACACGGCGCUGGGCCCGGGGCCGCAGCACCCGCCCGCCGGCUCGGGGCCGCACUGCGCGCUGCCGGGGCAGGGCCCGCACCUCCAGCCGCCGGGGCCCACGGGCCUGGCCACGCCGCCCGCGCCCGGCUUCUGCCCGCACCCGGCGGUGGCGCUGCCGCACGGCCCGCAGCAGGCCUCGCCGCUGCCCGGACAGCUGCCCAUCCACAGAGCACAGGUGCCGCCCACCUUUCAGAACAGUUACCACGGCUCGGGGUGGCACUGAGCCACCGCCCCUCCUCCUCCUCCACAUUUUUAAAUGUUCUGUAAUAUAAACUGUGUAUAUUUCAUAUGUACCGAUGCGGGUACUUUUUAAAGCUUGUACAUGAUACUUUGUAUAAAAGCGAACACCAGUGCUCCUCCAUGCGCCCCGCCCCGGGUUUUUUUUUGCUUUUUAAGAUCCCCAAAUGUGCUGUUCAGCCAGUAUUAGGUAUUUCCUUUUAUUUUGUAAGUGAACAUUCCAGCUGUUUUUUCUGGCAGUAGGUUUGAUGCUGCAUAACCUUUAAAAUUUUAUUGUUGCAGUUAAAUUCAUUUAGUGAAAGUUUUCUAUAUUCCUUUUAUACAUAUGUAAUUAAGUACACAGGCUCAGUGAUGGCACUAACAACGAUUUUUUUCCUCCCCAAUUCUCUUCUGUCACCAGUUCUUCACGUGCAUAGCGAUAGAGAACGAUGCAAUACCAACUUUUCUAGUUUCGGUGUGGACAUGGCUUUUUGUUUCAUCAGUUAUUUGCAGAAAUUGUAAUUUAAUGUAUAGACUGUUUCUAAUGUCCCUAAGUGCUGUAAAUACUGUAUUUCCUUGGCUUGUAAAAUUGCUUAAAGCUUCUCUCAUUUGAUAGAGUAUUGUACAUAAUAAGUCUCUUUUGCAAAAAAGAAAAAAGUGUGAUCUCUGUGAAAGUAGAGCAGUAUAUGAUCUUUAAUUUUUUUUAAUAUACUGUCACAUUGCAGCACUGGUUGGGCAUUUUAAUUCAUGUUAAUAAAUCACAAUUAUGUCAGUUUUAACUCCUUGUCCUGCAAGGGUGCCAUCGCUUCAGGGCAGCAACCCCCCUUCCCCCCAGAGUCAGGCCGGGGCCCAUUGCUGCUGGGGGUGCCUGUUACAAGUGGGCUCUGCACCCCUUGCCAGGGGUGGCUGAAGCCUGGGUGGCAGCAGCCUUGUGUCCCUCCCUGCUGAGGCCAAGGCAGGGAAGUGGGGGCAAGAGAGCAGGUUGAGGUUCGUUGGAGAGGCAGCUAGGGCAGGGCAGGGCAGAGUGAGUCCCUGUCCCUCCUCCUGCGGCUUUGGUCGUGCCUCAGAACCAGAGUAGCAGUGGACAAGAACACUCCCUCAGGGCCGGGAGAGGGGCUGUUCUGUGCCCUCAAAGAAGGUGCUUGCUUCAACUUGGGAAAAACAGGGACAACCUGAAGUUAUAACUGGCCUCUCAUUACUGAAAAAUCUGAUCAGCAAAAAUAAUACCCAAGAUUUCUGACCAGCUGUUGGCUUUGCAACACACCCACUUUGGAGUACAGGGGGUUUGGCAUGAAGUAGAGCAGGGUGAGGCCCUCACACGGCAGGAAUGCCCAGCACAGCCCCUGCCACUCUUCAGCCACUUGAAAAAAACAAACCUGCAUCACUCAGGGUUUAGAUCUGAUUGUCCAACCUCCUUCCAUCCCCACAGCAGGAGGGACUGUGGCAGGAGGAGCUGCACCAGGGCCCCAUGUCCCCAGUUCAGUACAGCCUGGCCCUGUGCCAGGAAGCUGCCAGUGCUCCCCCCUGUCCCCCACGCAAGAACGAGCUGCUAAGGAGCACCCAGCACCCACUACCAGCUGUGAAGCUGAACAGAACUUUUACCUCUGGCUCUGGAGUCUGUUGUGGUACCAUCUUCCUCACCACUGUCGUGCUUGCAGGGUGAAGUGCUCUGAACAUGAGGGCACUGGUCCCAUCUGCUGGCAGGGCCUGGGCCCACGGACACACUUUUCCAGGCUGGUGUGUGUCAUGCUCCAGCGCAGCUCUGCGGUUCCUUGUUGGAGCCUCUCGCUUGGGGGGGAUACUGGUGCCAUGUCUAUAGCUGUUACCACACCACAUGAAAGCCCCUCAGGUUUGCCCUGCUGUGCCAAGCCCCUCCUGCCCCCUCCCCCUGCAGCCCCCUCCUCCACGCCCUGUCCCACAUUCCGGGCCUGUGCCAGGCUGUGCCACCUCUGCCACAGCUGCCCACCGUGCCAGGGGCCUGGGGCAAACGGCGGGUGGUAGCUGGGGCUUGCAAAAAGUCCAAUGACCAGCACACUGAAAAAACAAAACACUUUAAUUAGACAACUGCAAGCACCUCAAACAACCGGUUAUUGGUACAGCAUGGGGCUAUCUUCUCACAAUCUAAUUAUUGCGAAGGCAUGUGAAUAAACUUCAUAUGGACAAAGUCAAGAAAAAAGUGGCACCAAAGUUACAUGAAGGUCAGAAGAAAGCUUACAUUCGUCCCACUGACUCCGAAACGAGGCCCCCACACGCCUCCGCCCUGUACAUUCUACGAUCUGUAUUGCCUGUCAGCUUCAGCCUGUGCAGCUUGUUACUCUUUCCCUAGGAAACACGGACCCGUUGUGUGCAGUCGUCCUUACGGCUGCUCGCGGGAGAGAACGGAGCUAGUGCAAUUUUCUUAGAAACAGGUAAAGCUAUGAAUGGGAUGAGCAUGAUCUCGCCUCUUGGACUCGUUUGCCCACUGCACUGUACCUAUCUGCUGCUACAUCCUUCCUUGACUGAUGCCAAGCACAUGUUUUGAUUAGAAGAGAUCAGUAAUUCUACACAGAGAGUGGUUCUCAUGCUCGACUUUUAAUUGUUGCUUUUUUUUCCUUAAGGUAUAGUACAACUUACAGUGCUUGUAAAAAGGCAACACCAUAUGGUACCAUGUCUUCACUAUCACAUUGUAAGGGAAAUUGCUAUUUUUCUUUUCUUAAAAGCACUUAAAAUAGGCAAAAAGUUCUAAAAGGGAGUGCUAAAUGAGAAUGCAUACUUUAUUAGAAAGAAGCCUACCCUUCCUUUAAAGUGCCGUUUGGGGAACGGAAUCCUGUAAACCAGAGCCACUGGGGUUAAAAUCCAACGAACGGGAACUGCACAGUUCCUACCAGCAGUUUGAAGUCCACCACAUGCACCUGCUUUUUGCUCGAAAGCUCACUCAAACUUCAUUGCUUUACUCUGGAACCCCCAGUCCCGUAUCGAAAUGGCAAUAAACAUUUACAGGGAGCAUUUACAUACACUAUAAUACAAGGAUGAUGUCUCUUUGCCAGAAGAUAAAAUUGUACAAUUCCUCGUCCUGCCUCGGUCCUGACUCGAUAAAUUUCUUACGCUCGUAAAUUAUUUCAUAUGCAUCAGCUAAAAUACUUUUUUUUUUUCAUAAAUAGUUACAAAACUUGCCAAAACACAUGGGGGGAAGUUUCCUUUGUUCAAAACCUGACAUCUGAAUGCCACACAACACAAGAAACAAUGCUUAAAGACACGUUAAGUGUUUUCUGAAGAAAGUGGGUGAGUAAACUACCAGCUGAAGACAAGAAGACUACCCUUCCCCAAGAACACAGUGCACAAAAAGCAAAAUGUCAAACAGUACCUCAAGCAAAAUAAAGGUCUGAGGAUUGAAGCCAGCUCACGUGUGAUCCUGCUAAAGAGUGAGUGACAGUCACCACUUAGGUCCGAUGCGUGGGAACGUGGCUGCUGGCUUUUGUUUUUGUUUUUUUACAGCGGGGAGAUUCUGCUAAGAGUUCAGCCACGGAUGCCUAAGGCAUUCUCCAGCUGAAGCGCGCUUCUCUGGGACCAUUUCUAGCAUGGGGAUCAGGAAAUCCGUAAACUGUGCAGCAUCUUCAUGAGGCCAACCAUACUUCUCCACGAGCACGUCAAAAAGGCUCCACGGUUUCAGCUUGGUAAUGUGUCGGAGCUCUCCUGCAAACACAAACAGUCCUGGCAUUAGACAAACGCUGCGGGAGCCGCUAAGCCCUGCUCCGCUUUUCUCCCGCUCUGCGUUCACAGCACCUCCAGCCUGAGGAUCACGAUUUAGCGAGGGCAGCACACCACGAGUUUGCUUUAGGUCCUCAAUGCAGAUGAGCAUCCAACGCCAAAACCAAGGCGCCAGCCACUCCUACAGCACGGGGUCCGCACCGCGCAGACUCCGCCGCACGCCGCCGGUCCCGCCGGCUGUCUGCGCUGCCCCCGCCGCGGGCCAGGCAUCAGCCAAGGUCUCGGCAGCACGGGUCCCUGUCCCGGGACGCGGCCUUUGCUGACGGCGCGGCGGAGCAGCGGCUCGUGGCCAAGCAGGCGGGCACCAAAGCCGGGCACGGGGAGAUGCGGCUGCAGCUCUCGGCAGCCGGGCGGAGCCGCAGCGGCUGGCGGCCGCGCCGGCACCACGCUCCGCACGGCGAGGAGCGAAGGGAGGCGGCCAGAGCCCUGCUGCUGUUCCUCACAGCGCUGCGGCCCCGCUCCAACAUGGGGCACUCGGCACAACGGGAACAAAGAGGUCUCUGGCUGUUCCGUCCCUCCCCAGCUGCCUCCUCCCUUCUGCCCAGGCCAGACCUGCACCAGCCAGGCUCCCUGGCACCCUACAGCAACCACUUCAGGGACUCCUGCAGUCACUGCUGCGGCUCUUGAGCUGCUGAGGAGGGUGAUGGGAGGCUGACGGUGCCUCGGCCACAGCUGCACCAACACACACUGCACCAGGCACACAAGCCACCCUACGUUUAAGCAAAGUGGUUUGGCAACUCAGGUGUUGUCCCCGGCUGUAAACUGCUGACCAUAAAAUGCCAUCAGACAUGGGCUCAUGGGACUGAGCUUCUAUACACGACCCUAGCUACAGAAGUUCGAGGGCAGAAGAAACCUGUGUCUUUAGCCUGCCCAGAGAGCCUGAGCAGCUGAAGGCUGCUGCCAAAGCACCUCGGGCUCCACAAGACACACUGCUGCUGGUGCCUUGGGCUGUGGCAGGAGGCUCCAGGGAAGUGCAACACUUGUGAAAGGGGCUCUCCAGGCACUAUCAUAAAGACGCCAAAAGAGCAAGUGUGCAAAGGGCUGGUCCCUUGCGAGAGAAAGAGACGAGACCUGCUUGCAGUACAGAGCAGAGCUGUGCUGCCCACAACUGCCUGUGCAGGGAAGAAGGAGCUGUGUCCUGCCUGGCUGGGCACAGCAGCACCCGCCCAACAAAGGCCACCCACAGGCUCUGCUCUGGGGCCAUGCUAUUCCACCAUGCCAGGGUACAGGAGGGACAGCAGUUCUUGGAGAAGUGUUGUCAGGCGCUCAGCCCUUUAAAAUCUUUGUGCAACUCUUGGAAUUUAACUGGUAAAGUUUUUGAAGGUUUCCAAAAUCAUGUAGCAGUAACUACUCACAAGAACAGAUAGCAAUUAAGAACACAUGAACACAAAUACUGCCAAAAAGUGGUGGCAAUAGAGACUUGGUAUUGGCUGCAGGCACAAAAUGGCUAAAAAAACAAAUUACAUGAGGCUACAGCUCCUCCAGCUCAGAGCCUACUGCAGGGACUGCCAGAAUCAUUUGCCAAACUGGCUUUGGGGAGGGUGUGUGUUUCCAUGCAGCAGUGGCUUCAGCUUUUUAUCCAAAUGAUAAAGUUUUCGGCAUCUUUCCUCCCUCAGGCUGUAUAAAGUAAGAUGGCAAGAUGAGGCUCCUGGUGUCAGUGGGGAAGGUGAGUUUAGACAAUGCUUAUUUUGUGAAAUGGAGGCUAAACUUGAAAUGUCCAAGCUCAGACCCACACACCCUGCACAGCACAACAAACCGUUUUAGCACUAUGGGCUACAGUUUUCCACAAGAAAUUGCAUGACGACUGUAAAAACAUUGAAGAAGAUGGGAUACAGUAAUCACCUGUGUGCGGGCCAAGAAUUGAACCAGGGCUUGGGUUUUCAACAAGGAUCAAGACACUGACCAUAGAAUCAAACCAGGCUAAGUGAAGGGCAAUUAACACAACUGAGGAAAAAGGAAAAACUCAAAGUGUUUGUUCUGCUGAGGUGAGUCCAUCCCAUUUCCAUCCUGAGGUGCUGGAGAGCAGCACAGGAAAUGGAGGUGUCUGUCUGGCAGCUCAUAUUCUCAUCUGGUUCCUGAGGUUUGGAUGGAAUCACAGAACUGUUUAGGCUGGAAAGCCCUUUAAGACCAUCGAGCCCAACCAUUAACCCAGCACUGACAAGGCCACCACUAACCCAUGUCCCCAAGCACCACAUCCACAGGUAGCUGAAGGACAGCAAGGCAGUACCUAUAUCAAAGGGACAAACGGAGAGCAGGGGCCCAUCGGUCUGACACCGUCAGUAUUCGGGGCAGUAAUACAAAUACUCAAAGAAAGGCUGAAAAAGUCAUAGAAAGUGAGAUUUUUGAGAUUUUUGAUAGUGAAACAACACAGGAAAUACCCAGAGAGGACAUGGGAGAUGCCAGAACUAUAAAACCCCUGCGGCCAAUGUGGAGGCAGCAGCAGACCUUCUGAAAAAUGGAAGGUGAAGUUGGAAGGAAAUGACUAAAGCAAUUUCUGAAGCACCUGUGGGGAGGGGAAGAUGCUAUUUAAAGCGCUCUCUGCCGGCCAUUAACAGCGAAAAAAGAGCUAGUCUGAAAUUUGUCAAACUGCAGAUGCGUCACCAGGCAAGAGGAGGAUGGAUUGUUGAACAGUAAGGCCUGGGGAAGCAGCAGCGGAGUAUAAUCUGCUACUAUGUAUUUUGAGGACAUGCUCCUGAGAACUAAUGCAAGAACUGCUUGUGAGGCCCCACAGUACAGGAGAUGAAAGCGAGGGAGGUGGAGAAGAGCCUUUCCCUUCCAGCGUGGUAAACAAGCAGCACUGCCCUUCCUCGAUACAACUUCCAGUGGCAAAGCCAGUACCCAGCCAGCAUCUCACACAGGUUUAGCUCACGAGGAAACAGGGUCACAAACACCAGAAGAAAAGUAAAAGACACCAUGACCUAGAAAAAAAAUGAUCAGGUUUUCAGCUUAGUGCCAAAGUGUACCGGUACAGACAAAAUAGCUUCCAUGAAGGCACUGGAGGAAAGGACUCUGGAAUGGCUACUAGGCUCAGUCAAGACAAAAGCCUAUAAAAGUACAUGAGCACUUGUGUUAUAGUGACUAAAAAGUGACUUAGAAAUGCUUUUCCUUUUUUAAAUGCACCCUCCUAUUUGAAAGUCACAGACUGCUUCAGGUGGCUACUGCGGAGACUGGAUCCUGUGUAGUCUUUAAUUGACAACACCCUUCCUUUUGGGCCUGACACUUCACUGGAACGACUCAAAAGCUUCUCUCUGAGGCUGAACUUGCUUAUGGACAGAAGCAAUACACAAAUUGUGAUUACUUGCUUUUCAUCCAAGGUUGAUGUUUUCAAACCAGGAGCCUGCAGUGCGAUUUCUGAGCUCACCUUUACAGCACCAUGUGAAGUGUUUGGAGGAGCCUCAGGCCUGUACUACAUGGCCUUUUGUCUCCAGCACUCAGGCCACAAGCAGAGGAGCACAACAUGCAGGAGCUUGCUGGCCAGCCAUGAAGCCCACUGCUCCUUGCCAGCCCUGCCAACGCAAAUGUCUCUUGGGGCACCAGAGAGUCUGUUAGUACAGUGCUGGGGCAGCCAGGGAAAGGAUAGCUGGUGCCCAGGAGAACAAAAACAAACUCAAGUUUAAGUCAGCAGGAAACUCACCACCUCUGUUUUUCCUCCGUCAAAGCAUUUUGUUCACUGACUUGCAACAGCUGGUAUGAUCUGAAAACACAGCUUGAGCUACUGUUCCUUCAUCUUGCAUUUGAGACUCUUUUGAGCAGAACAGGUAGAAUCCAGUCUGCUUCAGCUUCCCCAGCAAACUUGUGGUUAUAUUUUGUGUGGUGAGUGAACCAAGUCUUCUGAAGUACUUAAAUCCUACCCAGAGCCAUGGCAGAUGGUACCUCUGAGGAACAUCAACUGGAGUUCAGGCCCAGAGGACAACAGUGACACUGGGCAGGAGAUAAUCUUCAUGGAAGCACUGAAACUCCACUUGAUGAGAAUGUUACAAACUGCCCUUUGCACCACAAACAGGGUGGCUAUUGUGUAACCAUCAUUUUAAGGAUCUGUGACAUAAAAAUGCCAACCCAUCUGAUGUAAAGUGAAAACAUGAGAUAUGGGAGGGGCUUUAAUUCAUUGGCUGUCCCUGACAGUGGGCCUAGGAUGGAGAGGGCCGGCAGAGGAGACUUUCUGCAGGCCCUGCCAGGGGGUGCUGGAGAUACCUCCCACCCAGCCCUUUCACUGCUUUAUGCAUUCACGUGAAAUGCAGCCGUGCAUCCAGUGCUGCAAUAAAGAAUACCUGCUUAAGAACAACUCCCUCA
This is a messenger RNA of Colius striatus (speckled mousebird), 14297 nucleotides long. It is a transcript of the gene KMT2E, whose product is annotated as lysine methyltransferase 2E (inactive). Gene Ontology annotation, molecular function: protein binding. NCBI's taxonomy places the organism in Eukaryota, Metazoa, Chordata, Aves, Coliiformes, Coliidae. The record is from RefSeq and is a predicted model, not a curated record. Bases 715 to 6267 code for a protein of 1850 amino acids. The transcript is spliced from 29 exons.